Molecule: messenger RNA, 1360 nt
Organism: Linepithema humile (Argentine ant)
Lineage: Eukaryota; Metazoa; Arthropoda; Insecta; Hymenoptera; Formicidae
Gene: Ak1
Product: Adenylate kinase 1
Biological process (GO): nucleobase-containing compound metabolic process
Cellular component (GO): cytoplasm
Molecular function (GO): ATP binding; nucleoside diphosphate kinase activity; AMP kinase activity
Source: RefSeq, a predicted model, not a curated record
AUGACAUAAGGAGUAUCCUUGACGAAGUGUGUUUGCCGAAGGUACUCGAUAAACACAUGACGGGCAAUUACCCUUUCAAGAAUGCUUAUGUCAAGUGGUUGAUUUUACUACGCACAUAGAUUAUCGGGUUAGGGAUGUACGUCAUUGAUUCCGUUGCGGUGGAAUAACGCAGACGAGUUACGGUCGGAAGGAAGUUAUUUGGCUAACAUCGUUAAGAGGAGAGCUACGCGGAAAUGAUGAAAACAAUCUGGGUGAUCGGCGGACCGGGAUGCGGCAAGGGAACGCAAUGCGACCGCAUGAUCGAGAAGUAUGGAUUCCUCCACUUGAGCAGCGGCGAUUUGUUGCGAGCGGAAGUCGCCAGUGGCAGCGAGAGGGGUGCGUCGCUCCAGGAUCUAAUGUCCAAAGGAUUAUUCGUGCCGACGGACGUCGUGCUGGCGCUCAUAAAGGAAAAGAUGGAUAAAGCCCGCGAAGAAGGAGUCACGAAGACCGGGUUCCUCAUCGAUGGAUAUCCUCGUGAAAAGGAUCAGGGCAUUCUCUUUGAGCAAAAUGUUUGUCCCGUCGACCUAAUCCUCUUCUUCGACGUAGCAAACGAGACCCUGAAGAAGAGGCUCCUCGGGCGUGCCGCCGUGUCCCAAAGGGCGGACGACAACGAGGAGACGAUCAAGAAGAGAAUCGAGAUCUUUAAUUCGAAGAACAACGAGAUCGUUGAGCACUACAAGGACAAAGUUGUUAGAAUUAAUGCGGAAGGGACGGUAGAUGAAAUAUUCACUGAGGUCACAAAAGCGCUGGACGCUUUAUUAGCAUAGAUAAAUCGCAUUAUAAACUUCUGAAAAGCAACGGCUAACAUCUACAGUUAAAUCUUCACCGAUAAUUCAUUACAUGGAUGCUUCUCGCGCAUCCAAAUAAAAUUGCGCAAAUAAAUUAGGUAUCUUUAAUUGUUAAUUGUUGUGAAUAAAAGUACGCUAAUAUAUAACAAUUUUGAGUCUAACUGCAAUAUUUAUGUUUUACUUGACUAUUUUCAAAACUGUUUUCGUUCAGUGAUAAGAAUCUUUCAGUCUGCAUAAAAAUUUCUAUCAUGAACAAUUUAAUUACAGCACUGUCAUAAAAUAUAUAUUAAUAUUCUGUUAAAGCAGACGUAAUCUGUGUUAACUUUUAAGAGCUUUGCCAAAUUGUACAACCAUGGGCUUAUCUUUUAAUAUGAAUCCAUGUGUUUCGUCGAGUGCCAUCUGAGCCUGUACAGUAUUUUGUAGUGUGAUAAAAGCCUGCCCUUUCAUUCUGCCUUCUUGCAUAAGUCGUACAUCAUAUCUGAAAUGCAGACAAUAAUACGAGAUACCAAUUGAAAAUAAAAUAUCAAAAGCUA